Molecule: messenger RNA, 2346 nt
Organism: Salmo salar (Atlantic salmon)
Lineage: Eukaryota; Metazoa; Chordata; Actinopteri; Salmoniformes; Salmonidae
Product: cytosolic 5'-nucleotidase 3
Cellular component (GO): cytoplasm
Molecular function (GO): 5'-nucleotidase activity; magnesium ion binding
Source: RefSeq, a predicted model, not a curated record
GCGGUAGGAGGGCACGUACGUACGUAGUCAGUCUCAGCCGCCAAUCGACUCGAGGGAGGGACCAUGUUGAUAUAAGAAAGGACUAGAAUCGUUUGUUUGGAGCGGCACAACCAUGGACAAGACUUCCGUGGUAAAAGUCGGUGCCGCGGCCAGUGCCAGUGUAUGUGCCCUGUUCGGAGGUGUGGUUCUCGCCCAGUACAUGUUCGCCAAGAAGAAGAGAGCGGGAAAAAAAACGAAGAUCAUCGAGAUGAUGCCAGAGUUUGAGAAGAACACGGUCCACAUGAGGGAUCCAGAGCGGGUGGAGCAGAUCAUCUGUGGCAUGAUCAAGGGUGGCGCCUCCAAACUACAGGUCAUCACUGACUUUGACAUGACAUUAAGCCGGUUCGCAGUCAACGGCAAACGCUGCCCCACCUGUCAUAAUAUCAUUGACAACUGCAAGCUUGUCACCGAAGAUUGUAGGACAAAGUUACUGGAGCUUAAGAACACAUAUUACCCCAUAGAGAUCGACCCCCAUCUAACGAUGGAGGAGAAGUAUCCAUUUAUGGUAGAAUGGUAUUUUAAGUCCCACACAUUACUGGUGGAGCAGAGGCUACAGAAGGACAAACUCUCUGAGGUGGUGAGAGACUCAGAUGCCUGCCUGAGGGAGGGCUAUGAGCCGUUCUUUGACAGGCUCCAGCAGCACAACGUGCCCGUGUUCAUCUUCUCAGCGGGUCUGGGGGACGUCCUGGAGGAGAUCAUCCACCAGGCGGGGGUCUACCACCCCAACGUCAAGGUGGUGUCCAACUUCAUGGACUUCGACGAGAAUGGUGAGCUGAGGGGCUUCAAGGGAGAGCUGAUCCAUGUGUUCAACAAGCACGACGGCGCCCUGCGCAACACGGAGUACUUCAAACAGGUGAAGGACAACUGCAACAUCGUGCUGUUGGGAGACUCGUUAGGUGACCUCAACAUGGCUGACGGCGUGCCCAAUGUGGAGAACAUCCUCAAGAUCGGCUUCCUCAACGACAAGGUGGAGGAUCGUUUGGAGAAAUAUCUGGACUCUUAUGACAUCGUCCUGGUAAAGGACGAGACUCUAGAUGUGCCCAAUUCCAUCCUUCAGAAGAUUAUAUAACUCACCCCCCCACAUCAUACUGAAACACUUCCCCCAACCCAUGGAAAAUGAACCAACCUCUGGACCCCCAGACGGAUGUUACUGGCCCCCUGCCACUGACUCGCAGCCUCUCGACAUGCACUAGCUCCAUGGGCACCACUCCUUGGAUCCCACCUCUGCCACCAACCAUAGGGUCAUGGUUGGGUACUGGAUGGUCCCUUCACCUCUUUAUGAAGACAUUUAUUCUCCUCUCAAUGAACUAUUUUUAAAGUACACAGCCUCAGUGUUUGUCUGUCUGCAACCUUGUCAACAUCCUCCACCCCAUAACUAAAAAGUAAUAGCAACCCAAAAAAAGCUAACUAAAUCUUUUAUAAUUUGCAUGUUAUUGUUAUUCAUCAUAUUUUUUUAUAUUGUAAUGCUUAUCAGUUUGCAAAUCAUAAACCGAGCAUCCACACAAGAACACAGCGACGUCUUUGGAACAGCCCUAGCAUGCAUUUCACCACACUACGUCACCUUGCAUUGUGCAACAGUUUGGCUACAGGAGUCAAUGUAGGUCUGAAAAAAUAACUUGAACCUGUCUAUGGGUGAACAAUACUCAGACACUGGUAUGAGUAUUAUCAGUGGUUUUAUGGAUCUAGUAAUGGAUUCUGUCUUGCAGAAGAAAAGCCAUGUAGACACCUUAUCUGUUUUCACAUGGGGACUGCCAUGUAAAUAGACUCCAUGGUUGUUAUAGAUACCCUAUGGUGCUUAUAUCAAGAAAUGAAACAAUUGUCAAUGAGUUGAGAUAAUAGUAGUAACUAGUGGUGCUAAAGUUUUUUUAUAAGUUAGUUAUGGGUUACUACUGUUAGUGUAACUGACUUUAUGAACGAUAUAGUGUAAAAUAAAGUGCUACCAAAGAAGUCAUUACACAGAGGAAAAGUAGGCUAGUCAAUAGGCAGUAUAUUACAAGAGAACACCACUGGGUAAAGCACCGUUGUCUGUGGAUCAGCGACAAUAAGACUAAUAUUUUCUUUAACUUGGCCUUUUAUCCACACCUAUUGACUUUUUUUUUUUAAUUUUGUGGUUCAAAUGUGAACUCUACCUCAAGCUUGGAAAUGUUUCUUACCCCCCCUUAAGUUUCUCAGUUUUGUCUUGCACAUGUUUGAUUAUUUUAAAUGUUAGCAUUUUAAACGUGCUGCUACUCCUGCAUGUUGCCUUUUCUUAACUUUGAAUUUGUCUAAAGGACGGAGUGGGGGAAAAAAAUAAAACUUGUCAAAUAA